AUGCCAGUGCAGUUGGUGUUGACAAAGCUCCCUAAGUAAAUUAGCAAUCUCACCCUACAAAUCCACGAAAAACUUCAGAAGUAGGAGGCCAGAAUUUCGAGAUGGAGGAUGUCGUUUAAAGCGUCGACACUGUGCCAAGUAAAGAUUCGUCAAAUCGAAUACUCUUCAACAACCCUCGAGGAGAUCAAUUCUCAUUUUCACCAGGUCUUGAAAGCAACGUUUAAAUUGGACAAAUGGUCAGCCAGACAGCUCGCCAAGGCAUGCAGAUUAAUGGAAAACACCUUAUCUCUACAUAACGAGCCUAACUCACCACUGACAGAAAUCAAGGCUAAUCCAACAAACAACACUCUUAACCCUUAUCAAGACCACUUUCCCCCUUGCUGA
Molecule: messenger RNA, 384 nt
Organism: Stylonychia lemnae
Lineage: Eukaryota; Ciliophora; Spirotrichea; Sporadotrichida; Oxytrichidae
Source: the annotation of a GenBank genome assembly